Molecule: messenger RNA, 1514 nt
Organism: Dothidotthia symphoricarpi CBS 119687
Lineage: Eukaryota; Fungi; Ascomycota; Dothideomycetes; Pleosporales; Dothidotthiaceae
Product: NAD(P)-binding protein
Exons: 3
Coding region: 368-1399 (343 amino acids)
Biological process (GO): NADPH regeneration
Cellular component (GO): cytoplasm
Molecular function (GO): nucleotide binding; oxidoreductase activity
Source: RefSeq, a predicted model, not a curated record
UUGGAAGUAUUUGGCUGCCUGCCUGCUUGUGGGAACUCCUGCAUGUGUGUCACCGCAACCUGGUGCGGGGAACUUCACUCUUUCCAGACAAACCAACACAUUCCUCGACGCCGUGACACCAACGGUGCAUGAUGGAUGAGCACCCUACUGCUGUAGCCCUACUUGCGGUGUGCAAAUUCAUCGAUAUUUGUUUGCUUUCGCCUAUCGUACGAGUCCCUCAAACAUAACUUGCAAUGGAAUAACCUCUUCUGCAAAACAGAAAAGCUCAGUAGCUCUUUACGCAGAAUUAUAAGAAGACGUUUCUGCAUCUUCAUCCGUGUCCUCUUACUGAACUCACCUCCCACUCAGACAUACCAAGCAUCAUACAAUGGCUCCUCAAAGACUCCAGAUCGCUGUAGCUGGUCUCGGCCGCAUGGGCUGGCGACACGCAAUCAAUAUCUUGAACAAGACACCUCGGGCCGAUCUCGUCGCUGCCUUCUCCCCAGAUGCCAAAGAGCUCGAGAGGGGUAGGAAAGAACUGGAGCCUUAUGGUGUUACUCUUUAUGACGACUACGACAAGAUGCUCCAGCACCCAGGUCUCCAAGCAGUCGUCAUUAGCACCGCAACAUCAGUCCACGCCGAAGAAGCUAUCAAGGCCAUGAACAAAAACCUGCACGUCCUGUGCGAGAAGCCUCUGUCGACAAGCGUCAAGGUGUGUCAGGAAGUUGUCGAUGUAGCUGCGAGCAAGCCGCACUUGAAGGUCAUGUGCGGUUUCUCAAGGCGGUUUGACGACAGCUACCAGGAUGUUGCCAAGUACAUCAAGGAGGGCAAGAUUGGAAGGCCAACCAUAAUCAGAUCCCAGACUUGCGACAAGAACGACCCGUCAGGAUUCUUCGUUGCCUACGCUGCAUGGUCUGGUGGUGUCUUUGUCGACAUGUCCAUCCACGACAUCGACCUUACGCUGUGGUACUUCGGCUCUAACGUUGUCCCCAAAUCCAUUUCAGCCUCUGGUGUUGUCGCCGUGCAGGGAGGACUCAAGCAGCACAACGACUACGACAACGCAGUAGGCAUCGUCGAGUUCUGGAGCGGUCAGAUUGCAUACUACUAUGCCUCGCGCAUGAUGCCUCACGGCCAGGAGGACGUCACAGAGGUUAUCGGUACAGAAGGCAAGCUAUCCGUCAAUUUGAACCCGCAGAAGAACUUGGUUCCCCAUGACUACUGGGGUAGGUUUGAGGGUGGCUUUGUCAAGGAGUCUAAUGAGUUCACUGCAGCUUGCUUAGACAGCACACCGCUACCUUUGGAACUCCAGGGCGCUGUCAAGGCAGUACAGAUUGGUGUGUGGUUGCAGGAGGCACUGGUCAGUGAAAAGCAGAUUACUUUCGACCAGCAAGGUAGGCGAACCCAGCGCGCCAGCUUGUAGACGCCUUGCCACAGUGGGCGUGUGCUUGUAGAUUCCCCAAAAAGCAGCUCAUCAUGGUCAUAGUAUUGUUUCACCCAUAGAAUUUAGGACUGUCAUGCGUUAGGAACCAAUAGAU